This is a messenger RNA of Phascolarctos cinereus (koala), 11351 nucleotides long. It is a transcript of the gene KCNQ5, whose product is annotated as potassium voltage-gated channel subfamily Q member 5. NCBI's taxonomy places the organism in Eukaryota, Metazoa, Chordata, Mammalia, Diprotodontia, Phascolarctidae. The record is from RefSeq and is a predicted model, not a curated record. Gene Ontology annotation, biological process: potassium ion transmembrane transport. Gene Ontology annotation, cellular component: voltage-gated potassium channel complex; membrane. Gene Ontology annotation, molecular function: voltage-gated potassium channel activity.
GCGUGUCUGAGUGUUGGUGUUCAGCAGAGUCACGUGGCAUCCUUGCCACCCGAACUGUGCUGCUCUGAGAGUGUGAUGUGGGGCUGGAGCUAAGAGGCUGCGGAGAGAGGAGGGCUGAGGGAAAAACCUGAGUUGAGAGGCUCGGACUGGAGACAAAAGUACCCAGUGCUGGGUCAGUCUUCAUUCCGGGCUUUGUCACAGCAGCCCCAACAAUACAUAAGACAAGAGGUAAAGGGAAUCUCCUGCCCCACUGGGCAAACCGGCGUGGCUGGAGUGGGUAUGGGCAGCUGAGUGUGUAUUGAUGCUUGUCUCAUCGGAGGCAAGGGGACAGAGUGCAGAGUUGUGCCUCAGACUUCUCUAACCUUUACUUUUUUUUUUUUUGGAAAAGACAUAGAUAUCUUAGAGCUAGAGAAGCUCUCUCUUGCCCUCCCCUCCCCAUUUCAUUGGAACCUAGAGUCUUCUGUCAGUUUCACUUGGAGAUUAUUUUUCUUGAAGCUGGAGGAAGUUCCCAAGCCUGAGGAAGAAGGCUUUCUUUUGGUACAGCUUCUAUACUGUUCGUAAUGGUGUAUGUGUGUAUAUUAGAGAAAGACUAUAGAUAAACUCGUUCUCAACGCUGCUCUCAGAACCUUAAGGGCGGGGGAGGACUGGGAACCGAGAAAAGGAGGAUCUCCGCGCAACCUGGAGAGUGGGGGUGGGAUUUCGGAGUCUAAGUGAAUGCGUACGGGGCAAUCCAGUAAAUCCCUCCUUGCAACAUGUUUCUCAAUGUAUAAAUAGUGCAACAAUACACAGACUGGGGGAGGGGGAGAAUCCAAGAAGCUAGAGGCUCAUCUGCAGAGAAGAGAAAGUGCGUGUUCUCCUAAAUCUCCCAGAUCUUUCUCCCAGACCUAGGAGCCUCGGUUGCUGCCGCCGCCACUACCGACUUGGCAGGCUUUAGGACUUUCUGAGACUUAAAUGGAAAUUUCUUGACGUGAGAAACCUGGGUUCUGGUGACCAGGAGCUCUUAUCUUCGUUGUCAUUGCCAGAGGUUCUUCAUCUCCGACGGGACCACUUUGGAGUUUUCCUCCCCCGCCCAGGCUGAGAUGGAUGGAUAGUUUCUUGCCCGGCUAUGUGGUCUUCUUUUUGGCUACAAAGUAACAACUGUGCCAGGGCUUAGAGAAACAGCGCAGGGGAGAUGCCCGGUGGAUGCGCGCUCUGCACCGCGCUUGGUUUUGCAUAGCUUCCUGUCUUUCUUUUUGUAAAGCGAAAUAACUAGGGGCGGAGGGCGGCGGGGAGCUAGCUCUAUGGGCUUCGCGGGGAACCCCACACUUGGACAGCAGCCCUUCUCGCAUCAGCCCUUCCUUUAUUUCUCACCAGUCGCUCCAGGUCUGUGCUCAGUACCUGAGUAGGCUGGCCUGGGGUAGGGCAGGGCAGGGCUUUUCACGCUCAAGCCUAUAUCCUAAGGAUGGACAUACCCGACUGCGCUGCGUAGCCAGCAGAGGCACGUCGAGCACACGGACCUUUACUGUUGCCUAGUUCCCUAGCUUUGAGGCACAGAGAGGCUGAGGGAGGCAGAAGACCUUCCCCAUCAGCCUCCUGUUUGUUUGGUCCUGCCUCUGUCUCUUCUGAGAGCACCCACCCAAAUCAAUCGAAGGAGCACACCGUUGGGUACGGGGUCAGCCUCCACAGUCGAGUACUUGGCUCAAGACCCAAUCUGGGAUAACUGGUGGGGACGCUACCGGGGUCAGUGUACUCGCCCGCUCGUCUGUGCGUGCCAGUUCCUGCAUUUCGGGAGCCCUGGGUUUCUUCUCUCCCUCUCUGGAGGCAGUUAGGGGAGGCGACAGGAUUAUGAAAGAAAAGAAAAAAGCCCCAAAUCCUCAAGAGCCCUCAAAGUGACAGGCACAAAGACCAGGUCCACACUGAUCGUGUGUGGCCCCCCAGACCUGGGAGCGAUUGACACUUUCUUCCUCUUCCUCCUUGGCUCGCCCUCCCUCCCCACCCCCUGACCCUAGGAGGUUUGUUGGCUGGCUGCUUCCCCGCCCCCAGGCCGCGGCGGUCGGGCAGGCGGGCAGCCGGGGGCUCCAUCCACGCCGUCCCGCUCGCAUGAGACCGUUUCCCCCGCCACAGGCGCCCCCCUCCCCGCGCCCGUGGUGAUGCCAUGCCCCGCAACCACGGGGGAGGAGAUGAGGGCGGCUCCGCCGGGCUCUGGCUGAAGAGCAGCGCGGCAGCGGGCGGGGGGCGCCUGGCUACGGGUAUGAAGGAUGUGGAGGCGGGCCGGGGCCGCGUGCUCCUGAACUCGGCUGCCCGCGGGGACGGCUUGCUGCUGUUGGGCACCAGCGCCGGCGCGCUCGGCGGCGGCGGCGGUGGCGGCUUUAGGGAGAACCGCCGGGCGAAGCACGGAGCCCGGAUGAGCCUGCUGGGGAAGCCGCUGGCUUACAACAGUAGCCAGAGCUGCCGGAGGAACGUCAAGUAUCGGCGGCUGCAGAAUUAUCUGUACAACGUACUGGAGAGACCCCGAGGGUGGGCGUUCAUCUACCACGCGUUCGUCUUUCUCCUUGUCUUUGGUUGCUUGAUUUUGUCAGUGUUUUCUACCAUCCCCGAGCACACAAAAUUGGCUUCUAGUUGCCUCCUGAUUCUGGAGUUUGUGAUGAUUGUCGUCUUUGGUUUGGAGUUCAUCAUCCGUAUCUGGUCAGCUGGCUGCUGCUGUCGCUACAGAGGAUGGCAAGGAAGACUGCGAUUUGCCAGAAAACCAUUCUGUGUUAUAGAUACCAUUGUUCUCAUCGCUUCAAUAGCAGUUGUUUCUGCAAAAACUCAGGGUAAUAUUUUUGCAACAUCCGCACUCAGAAGUCUUCGUUUCCUACAGAUCCUCCGCAUGGUGCGUAUGGACCGAAGAGGAGGAACUUGGAAAUUAUUAGGUUCAGUUGUCUAUGCUCACAGCAAGGAAUUAAUCACAGCUUGGUACAUAGGAUUUUUGGUUCUUAUUUUUUCAUCUUUCCUUGUCUACCUGGUGGAAAAGGAUGCAAAUAAACAGUUUUCUACUUAUGCAGAUGCUCUCUGGUGGGGCACAAUCACAUUGACAACGAUUGGCUACGGAGAUAAAACUCCCCUAACUUGGCUCGGAAGAUUGCUUUCUGCAGGGUUUGCCCUCCUUGGCAUUUCUUUCUUUGCGCUACCCGCUGGUAUUCUUGGCUCAGGGUUUGCAUUAAAAGUGCAGGAACAGCACCGCCAGAAACACUUUGAGAAAAGAAGGAAUCCAGCUGCCAGCCUAAUUCAGUGUGUAUGGCGUAGUUAUGCAGCUGAUGAGAAAUCAGUUUCCAUUGCUACCUGGAAGCCUCAUUUGAAGGCCUUACAUACCUGCAGUCCUACCAAGAAAGACCAAGGGGAAACAUCCAGCAGCCAGAAGCUAAGUUUUAAAGAACGGGUCCGGAUGGCUAGCCCAAGAGGUCAGAGUAUCAAAAGCAGACAAGCCUCAGUGGGAGACCGGCGAUCGCCAAGCACAGACAUCACAGCCGAGAGCAGUCCAACCAAAGUGCAGAAAAGCUGGAGUUUCAAUGAUCGAACUCGCUUUCGACCUUCCCUACGUCUCAAAAGUUCUCAGCCAAAGCCAGUAAUAGAUGCUGACACUGCUCUUGGAACAGAUGAUGUGUAUGAUGAGAAAGGAUGUCAAUGUGAUGUUUCAGUAGAAGACCUCACACCACCACUGAAAACUGUCAUUAGGGCCAUCAGAAUUAUGAAGUUUCAUGUUGCAAAAAGGAAGUUUAAAGAGACAUUGCGUCCCUAUGAUGUGAAAGAUGUCAUUGAACAGUACUCUGCGGGACAUCUGGAUAUGCUUUGUAGAAUCAAGAGUCUUCAAACACGUGUCGAUCAAAUUCUUGGAAAAGGGCAAAUCACAUCAGAUAAGAAGAGCCGAGAGAAAAACACUGCAGAGCUGGAAACAGCAGAUGACCUCAGCAUGCUAGGCCGUGUGGUCAAGGUUGAGAAACAGGUACAGUCUAUAGAAUCAAAACUGGACUGCCUACUAGACAUAUAUCAACAGGUCCUAAGGAAAGGCUCUGCAUCAGCCCUGACUUUGGCUUCAUUUCAAAUUCCACCUUUUGAAUGUGAACAAACAUCCGAUUAUCAAAGUCCUGUGGACAGCAAAGAUCUGCCCAGUUCCGCACAAACUAGUGGCUGUUUGUCCAGGUCAGCCAGUGCCAACAUCUCCCGAGGCCUGCAGUUUAUACUUACACCAAAUGAGUUCAGCACUCAGACUUUUUAUGCUCUCAGCCCAACUAUGCAUAGCCAAGCAACACCGGUGCCAAUGAGUCAAAGUGAUGGACCGGCAAUGGUGGUCACCAACAACAUCACAAACCAAAUACACCAGGUGACCAAGCCGGUGGCCCCGACCACCUUACAAAUUCCCCCCCUCCCAGCCAUCAAACAUAUCCCCAAACCUGAGCCCAUACAAAUUAGCCCUGCUACCAUGCAGGAGAGUAUCUCUGAUGUCACUGCCUGCUUCGUUGCCUCAAAGGAAAGCGUUCCAUCUAUCCAGUCCAACCCAACUAAGGAUCGUUCCCUGAGAAAAAGCUUUGACAUGGGAGGAGAGACCCUGCUGUCUGUUCGCCCUUCAGUGCAGAAGGAUUUGGGCAAAUCAUUAUCUGUACAAAACCUAAUCAGAUCAACAGAGGAACUGAAUGUGCAGCUUUCAGGUAGUGACUCGGGGGGCUCCAGAGGCAGCCAAGAGUUUUAUCCCAAAUGGAGAGAGUCCACUUUAUUUAUAACUGAUGAAGAAGUGGGCCUAGAAGAGACAGAAACUGAGACUUUGGAUAGCAUUUCUCAGCCUGCCAAGGAAACAGCUUUCCCUUCUGACUCUCUAAGGACUGGAAUGUCAAGAUCAUCUCAAAGCAUUUGUAAGGCAGGGGAAAGUUCAGAUGUACUCAGCUUGCCUCAAGUCAAACUUAAAUAAUUUCUUGAUUUUCUUUCUAGGCUUAGCACUUCCUUUAGUCAUACAUAUCAUUGCAUGAACUAUUUUGAAAGCCCUCUUUAAAAGAUAAAGUAAUGAGAAUCAGGAAGAAUAAGAAAGGCAGUUUAAGAGCCCAUUAUCUUCUAAUUGCAUGAAAAUGCAUGUUUCAGAGAUGGCUGAAAUUCCAAGGUACACCUACAUUAACCCAUUCAUUUAAUAAUAAGGUACCAGAGGUUAAAAUCCUGAAGAAAAAAAAAUCUUACACAACUAAUGCUAUGGGCUAGAUGAAAAAAGGCAAAAAUUUGAGCAUUUAUGAAAAUUAAUAUUGUAUUUUGAAAGUAUGGAAGUAAACAUCUUCAAAUUUAAGGCACUUUUGCUUCAUGGUUAAAUACAAAAAUGUUAUUUUCAAAACUGGGCCAUUGUGUAUGUUUAUAACCCAAAAGCCUAUCUCCAGCUGCUGGCAAAGUAUCAAGAAAAGUAUAUGUGGGAAUAUUAGAAAUGGCUACCAUCACAAGAUAGACAUGUUAGGUCAUUCCUAGGCCAUCAUUUAUCCCUUAAUGUAGUUUAGUAUGUUGAUUUCUGUAAUUUUGGGGUGACAGAGUUGGGGUAAAUGAGUGUACACACCACUUUCAAGUUGUUCUUUGCACUAAGAACAUUCUUUUUCUAUGAAAUGUGCAAAUGAAAAGAUUCAGGGUCAGUGGGAAAAGCAAACAAACUGGCCCAGUAUUGGGGGAUAUUAGGUUUAGAGAAAGCUCUUCCUUGAUAAUUGAAUCAACUGUGACCAACCAAAUUGGUUGAUUCCAGGCUUGGGGCUGUAGCAACAACUGGCUUCUGCACAAUCAACCCACUGGACCAUGGGAUAACCCAGACUGGCCAGGAAGACGGCCAAAGUUAACUGGUCUGACUGAGACAUGGUCCAGUUAUUUCAGUCAUGGAGGCACAGCCUCCCACCAAGUCAUGCCAAUGCUGCUUUUAAACUCUUCUGAGAUUAAUGUGUUUUAACAGCCGAGCCUCUAAGGAAAGGGAAUAUAGACCCUAUUGUUCCUCCUCUCCCAAGGGAGCUGUUUCUUUCCCACAAAGCUGACAAUGGUACAACGCACAACCAAGAGAGAUGGAGAAUUUAGGUGGGCCUGAAGUAAGGCAAGAAGUGAAUGAAAUGAAAGAAAACAACCAGGAAAGUAGUGGCUUACCCCUAAAAAGAAAAAAAAAGGCUCAAAAGUGGGAGUGAGCAAAGCAAAACAAACCAAUGAAAAAUACAUAGCAGGAGCAGAUCAAAAGAUGAAAGAGCAGUGUUAUUUGAGAAUUCUUGGAUGGAUUCAACAUGUAAAUCAUUUCUCUUCCCCCUAUCUUGCCCAAGCUAGAAGUACAGCAGCCAUUAAAGGUCCCAAUACUUAUCUCAAUCUUAUCAACACAGAAGAUUUAACCCACUCCAUUUUUCCAGCAUGCCUAGUUUGCCCAACCUUAGGCAGCCUGGUGGGCCCCCCCGUCAGGGGCCCCCCAUAUUGAUGCAUCACGUAGUUGGGACACCAGAUUAGGCUAUACAUUAUAGCAAUCCACCAGCCUCAAUCUCUCCAACUGCAAGGAUUAUAGGUAUGCACCACCACUUUGGGCUCAAAUCAUUCCCUUUCCAUAGAAAAAAAAUAAGAUCAUUUGGAAGCCUCUUCAUUGUUGAAUAUUAUUAAUUGUCUCUCUUCAAUGCCCAGAGAGUAAUUUGCUCUAACGUGAGUACACUCUCCAUAUAAAUGUCUAAAUGCAAGCUGCCUCUAUGUUUUAUACACUAAGGAAAGGUUUGUGUAGUGUACAAGAAUACCAACCUGGGAGCUUGGAUCCUCUGCUAUGAAAAUUCAGUCAGAAAUCUACCAGGACUAGAAGGGUCUGAGAAUCAAAAUGCAUCAUGUAACAGAAACCCAACAGAGAGUCUAAUGGGAAAGUAAAGAUGAGAAAGCUGUUUUAUAAGAGCAAAAGCAGCCCUUUUUCAAUCCCAGACAGGAAGCACGACUGCCUGUGAGAAACCAGUGUAGUAGACCACCCAAAGUAGCAGGAGGACUCACAGACCAUUGGUCCCAAGAUAAAAUGACACGACUAAAUUCAAAGCACAAGAAAGGGGUAUUGCUAACAGCAUCCCAAUAUGCUUCCAAACACAGCUGGGCUAAGUCUACUUCCAGCCACACAUGCACUCAGAAACAGGUUAUGCUUUGGCCUGUCCAGAUUGUAGAGUCAAUUCCAACAAUCAAUGCUUUCCAGUAACAAUCACUGUAUAUGGCAGCCAUGUCCUCAAGGCCACAGUGGAAGAGGGCAGGACAAUAGCCUGAGGAACGUAUGGGGAUUGUCCUCAGUCUGUGUCUAAGAUUUUUUUUUCAAUAAAAUUCUUAGAUCCUAUGUAACCAACUAUCUCCCUCAACAUGUGGGUUUCACAGAUACUAGAAGUUAGGCUUUCUUACCUAGCCCCUUCAUCUCUUUCUCUCACUUAGAUCUACUUUUUCCAGUUUCAAGAGCUGCUCAUAGACCUCCUGUCCCUAUUUCACUUCUAAAUCCCCAUUUAGCCCUAAUCAGGCUACAACCAAGCCAGACCUCUGCCCUAUCUAAAGCCUCAUAUAGUCCAUACAUUUAGUGGGCUCUCAAUAUUAAUGGAGUUACAAACAAAUAAGCAAUUUACAAAUAUUAAUGGACAGGAGGGGGGAAAAAAGGAGAUACAACUUUCAGGUAGCACUGAUUUCUGGACAAUCUGUCCUGGAUCAAAACCCCACUGGCAGCAAGAAUUCUGAAUGUAUAGGGACACCUACCUAGGCCUCAGGUUUGGCAGUUUGACCAUAGGUGUAUAUAGCUUCCAAGCCAGGUAUGCCGGCACAUCUGGCCUAUAAUCCGUACAUGCCUAUGAGUUUAACUCUAAGGCCAGACCUGAUUAGAAUUUAAAAUUCACUUAAGAAAAAGGAAAAUAAUUUUUUUAAAAAAUCACCUGUCCCAGCAGUCUUAAUCAUGGCUAAGCUCUGUAAACUGUAUUGUGAAGAACUUGAACUGUUUACUUUGAAUAUGUGAUCACCGCUGCCUCCAUCUUUCUUUUUACACAAGAAUUAUUGGAUAUUACAUGAUAGAUUUAUUAUGUGAAAGUACAUGCAUCCUGUAGGACUGUACAUAAUGUACUGCUGUCCAUAGAUCCUAUGGGAAAUUAGUGAUGGUCCCAGAUUUAUAUUGGGACAAAUUCCAGUUGGGAAAUUCCACAGGGUGUCUCGAAGCACAAUUAGCCGGGCACUGAGUAACCAUUUGACUUUUUCUAAAUUUGAAUUUUCCUACUUUCUUCUAUAUGUCCAUCUGGGCAUGAUAAUAUCUGAUCACAAACACCACUUUUGUGUAAGACCAAGGUUUUCAAACAUUUCAGAUCUCUCAUGGGAAUACUACACCUCUGUCCAUCUGGACCAAUUGGCAAAUUUCAAAUAUUGUUCAAACAAAUUUUAUCAGGCUUCUGAGGCUUUCUUUUUUGCUUGUGUUUUAAGGUGCCUUCCUCAUUUCCCUUUGAUUCCCACAGAGGUCAAACCAUUCUAAAUCUGCAAUAGGAGAAAGUGAAUGGAAAGGAGAAACUUGGGCCCAGAAAGCCCAAUUCUCUGGCCAGUUAGUGAGGAAGAACUAUGACUUAUGAUGAGAAUUGGGCAGAGGGCAACUAAACUGAUGAGUUUGCCCUUAGGCCUUCCUUUCAUUUAACAGGAACAAGAAAAGGUCAUUCACAUUAAUUUAUCUCACAAAAGUUGGUAUUUUUGCCUUAAUAACAUGCUUGUGUUCUCUUAAGAGUAACUUAAUUUAUUUAAUAUAAUUGUGUGCACUUCAAUGAGCAUUUCUAAAAUUCAUGUAUGACAAUGGAAUUGUCUUUUUCUCAAAAACAAAUAAAUCAGGAAUAUCACAACCGAUUCAGGUGACUGUUGAAAUCUAGUUGCCUUCUUCACUAUCAUUUAAGGGUCAAUGUUGGUUUGCUUUUUUAAUGGAAGCAUUUAAAGAUAUCUCUACAACCAGUUUGACAAGGUUUUCUGCUAAACUGACUGGAUGGUUGGUUAAAUUCACUGGUUAUUUCAAUCUAACUACACAUGAAUUCUGUUUUUGUUUUUGAGACUGGAUCUCUCUGUCACACCUGUGGGCAACUUUAUACUAGCCAAUCCCACAAUGGUUGGUCAGAGAGCUUUGACCACUCCCAUUUUUGACCAGUGCCCCACCCCUACCUCAGGACUCUCCUCAUUAAUGGUGAACUUAAUGUGUUCACCAGAUUGGCUUAGCUCCUAGCAGCUCAGAGCUCAAGAAAUCUAGUAAGCUCAGCCUCCCUGGAUUGUAGGCCACCAUGCCUGGCCACAUAGACACAGUCUUAAAGAAUAUUGUCUGGCAGUUGAUUCAUCUGAUAAGAUGUAUUACAAUGUAGUGAAGAGAACCAGCCUUGGAAUCAGGACAACCUGGGUUCAAGUCCUUCUGUGUGACCAUGGACAAAUAACAAGACUAUAAAUUACAGAAGAAUAGCCACUCUGCAUUCAUACAGGGACGCUGCACACAGAUAAAAUCAGUUCUCUCUCCAAAUCCCAACAAAAACAGUCAAUUCACUAAGUUUUUGGGGGUCAUGAAAGUAUUUUUAAGGCAAGCAUUUUUUUUUAUUUUGCAACAAAAUUGUAUUAGUUUAAAAUUAAACAUAUUUUAUUCACCCGCUGGCAAGAAGUCUAUUUUGAAAUUCUUCAUGGUAAUAGUAUUUGCUGAGCACAUGAACCAUUAGGUCUUAAAUGUCUUCCCACUACCCCUUUAUGCCUCCCUAUUUUUUCCCUUCUCCCCCAAGUCCCUAUAACAGCACCUAAUAGGCAGUAAAGGGCCUUUAAGAUGCUUACUCUGAUAGUUAAGCACCACCUGUUUACAAAAAUUGAAGAACUUAAGGGGAGAAAACAUGAUUUAGGGCAAAGUACAAAAGAUAUGAAGCCAAAAAGCCUAGAUUCAUUUACUUUCUGGUUUAUUAACACACAGGUAUUAAUACCUGGGUAUCUUUGGAUGAGUUGACUUACCUUCUCUGGACUUAGGUUCUUCUCUGUAAAAUAAGGGUUUGGACUAUAUUGCCUCUGAAGUCACUUUCCAGCUCAAAAUCUAUGACUCAAAGGCAUCUGUAUGUAUCUGUACAUUAUUCUUUCCUUCUUUUAAUAUCAUUUUCUUCAUUGCGAUUAUAAAUGUAGUGAUUCUUUCAUAUUGAACACAGUUCUGCCAUAAGACAGAAUCCAAGAGCUGAAAAUUCAGAUUUAUCAACAACUUUAUCAAAUUUAUCAUCAUAAUAUCAUCUUAAAGUAAUAUUAAUUAUUAUUUUGCACUCAAGCAGUGUCCUUCUCUGGAUGGAUAUAUAAUAAGCAUGAACUAACACCGGUUUCUUCAGCACCCUUAAGAUGCAAUAAUUCGUCUUGUUAUGCCUAUUUUGCAUUACCCCAUAGAAGCAAAUCUUAAAGUUGCAAAAAAGGUUCGGACCUGCAUUAGUAGAGGGAGUUUCCUUAUCCAGCAGUUCUCUAAGCCAGUAAUUCUCAUAGUAUAUAGUCCAAGGACAUCUGGGAGUCUCUGAGACCCUUCCAGGAGGUCCAUGAAAUCAACUUUUGCUAAUAAUGUUUUACUGAUAAUUUUGCUAAUAAUACUAAGGCUUAUUAAUUUCUAAUAUAGUAACUAUCAAUAGAUAUAAGCCCCAUAAACAAAAGCUCUUGGAUUGAUCUUCAAUACUUUUUGAGAGUGUAAAGGAGUCCUAAGGCCAAAAAGUUUGAGAUCUGCUGCUCUGUGCCAAUGAAGUCACAGAGCCAUAUUCCUUAUUCAUCUAUCCCUGUCUAAUAAACAGGAAAGGAGGGAGGGGAGAACGGAAAGAGGAAGAGAAAGAAGAAAAAGAGAGAAAGAAAAAAAAGAAGGGAAGGAAGAAGGAAGGAAAGAAAGGUAAUAAGAUUUGAUCAUUCUCAAAAUCCUAGGGGAAAUAUGGCAAAGAGCCAAAAGCUAGGGGACAAGCUUAUUUACUGAUAGAUAACCCUCAUGGGACCAGCCCUCCUUACUCUAAUGCUAUUAUAUUUUCUCCUUCCUCUAAUGGGCUCCUAUUAUCUCUGGGGUAGGUCCUCCUAUCUUUUACCUGAGAGGCAAUCUAUAACUAAUAGAAAAUAUUUAGGAUAUAGUUUUAGGUGAAAGAAGUGGAGGAUGCUGAGAGAUAUUUUUGUUUUGAUAGACAUAUAUUGAAUGUGAAGGUGAUAAUCCUGCUACUUCCUUAAAGGCAACAAAUACAGAACUAAAUUAUGAGUUACUCAUGACAUCACAUAACUUUAAAAACAAUGCAAAAUGAAAAAAAUAAACAGGAACAACCUGGAGAAGGAGAAAUAUUCUGAGGUAGGCAAUAUUCAAGAGCACAGGGCUUGGAGUCAGAAAGUUUUGUUGUUGUUCUUUUGUUUUCAGUUGCGUCCGACUC